Molecule: messenger RNA, 2289 nt
Organism: Meyerozyma guilliermondii ATCC 6260
Lineage: Eukaryota; Fungi; Ascomycota; Pichiomycetes; Serinales; Debaryomycetaceae
Exons: 1
Coding region: 1-2289 (762 amino acids)
Source: RefSeq, a predicted model, not a curated record
AUGGAAGACAAACUAGAACUGGAUUCAGGAACCGAAGACGUAACAAGACUGGACUCAGAAACUGUCAAUGAUGGGGGCACUGAAGAAGUAACAUUUGAAAGCAGUAAUGAAGACAAAGCAGAACUCGACUCGGGCACUGAUGAAGAAUCAGAACUUGUCUCAGACACUGAAGAAGUGACGGAACUUGAGUUCGAUGCCGAAAUGCUAGAUGGUACUUCAACAAUAACCGUUGCUGUGCCGCCCACCAGGGCCGGGAAAGUAAUUGUAGAAGUUUCAGUUCCAGUCCAAGUCGAGGUGAUGGUGAUAGCCGGUGUUGGCACAUCAACGACAACGGUAGCAUUGCCUCCUGGUACUCCUGAGAUGGUAGUUGUAGUGGUAUCGGAUCCGGUCCAUGUCGAUGUAAUCGUGUUGGUUGGGAUUGGAACUUCAACAAUAACAGUAUCGGACUGUCCAAGUUGUCCUUUUACUGUGGUAGUAGAAGUGUCAGAUCCAGUCCAAGUCGAGGUAAUAGUAGUAGUUGGGGUUGGCACUUCAACAAUAACGGUAUUACUCUCACCUGGUCCUCCAGUGACAGUUGUAGUGGAAGUGUUAGUUCCAGUCCAAGUAGAAGUAACGGUAGUUGUUGGAGUAGGUACUUCAACUAUAACAGUAUCGGAGCCACCUGGACCACCUUUCAAAGUUGUAGUCGAAAUUUCAGAUCCAGUCCAAGUAGAUGUAAUGACAGUAGUAGGAGUUGGAACCUCGACGAUAACAGUAUUACUUUGGCCUGGACCUCCAAUAAUCGUGGUGGUUGAAAUGUUAGAACCAGUCCAAGUGGAUGUAAGAGUGGUCGUUGGUGUUGGAACUUCAACAAUGACGGUCGCUGAUCCACCUGGUCCUGCUGGAAUCGUUGUAGUGGAUAUUUCAGAUCCAGUCCAGGUAGAAGUUAUCGUAGUUGUAGGAGUUGGAACUUCGACAAUCACUGUGUCACUUCCACCGAGUCCACCUUUAAGUGUGGUAGUUGAGGUUUCAGAUCCAGUCCAUGUAGAAGUUAUAAUUGUAGUUGGAGUUGGCACUUCGACAAAAACAGUGUUGCUUUCACCUGGUCCUCCAAUGGCAGUGGUGGUUGAAACAUCAGAGCCAGUCCAUGUAGAAGUAACGGUAGUUGUAGGAGUUGGAACCUCAAUAACGAUGGUAGCAUUACCUCCAGGUGCGGCAGAAAUAGUGGUUGAAGUAGUUUCAGAGCCGGUCCAAGUGGAAGUAAUCGUAUUGGUUGGAGUAGGCACUUCAACAAUAACGGUAGCAGUACCACCUUCACCAGCUGUAAUGGUUGUGGUAGAAAUAUCCGAUCCAGUCCAAGUUGAAGUGAUCGUACUAGUUGGGGUUGGAACCUCGACAAUGACAGUGUCACUUUCACCUGGACCUCCCUUGAUAGUAGUAGUUGAGGUUUCAGAUCCAGUCCAAGUAGAAGUCAUAACAGUGGUGGGAGUUGGAACUUCAACAAUAACGGUAUUACUCUCACCUGGUCCUCCAGUAACAGUUGUAGUGGAUAUCUGUGAUCCAGUCCAAGUAGAAGUUAUAAUUGUAGUUGGGGUUGGAACUUCAACAAUGACAGUAUCGGAGCCUCCAGGUCCACCCUUCAAUGUAGUAGUCGAGAUUUCAGAACCAGUCCAAGUCGAAGUAACAAUUGUGGUUGGAGUAGGAACCUCCACAAUUAUCGAGUUUGUUCCACCGGGACUAGCAAGCGCUGUAGUAGUUGUGGUAUCCGAGCCUGUCCAUGUAGACGUUACAGUAGUAUCAGGAAUUGGAAGUUCCACCACAAUGGUGUUAGUUCCUCCAGGGCCACCACUGACAGUAGUUGUAGUAGUACCGGAACCGGUCCAUGUCGAAGUGACGGUGGUAGUAGGAGAUGGUAUCUCAACAAUCACAGUAUCUGUGCCUCCAGGCACAGCCUUGAUAGUCGUUGUAGAAGUAUCAGAACCCGUCCAAGUACUUGUAGCAGUUGUGACUGGAAUAGGAAGCGCAACAAUCACAGUAGCCGUACCACCUGGAACAGCUGCCACGGUAGUGGAAGUGGUACCAUUUCCAGUCCAUGUUGUGGUUACAACAGUAGUUGGAAUUGGAUCGUACUCCACAAUAGUGACAGUUCCUCCUUUCGUAAUUUCACUGAAGGUGGUGAACAGGGUUUCCAGUCCAGUCCAUGUCGAGGUAAGUGUGGUUACUGGAGUUGGAAGAUCAAUUUCCACCGUUCCCGUCUCUCCAAUUCCUGCGGUAACUGUAUUGGUGAUGGUGGAUUUUCCAGUCCAGUAA